GGCUUCUCGUUGCUGAGCUGCUUCCCCAAUGUGGAAAUCCGGCCCCUGGACUUGCCAGAGCUUUUCUCAGGAACGCCCCUGGCAAAGUGGUACUUGCAGGCUCAGCAGCGCUGGGAGCCUUAUUUCUUACCCGUCCUGUCUGAUGCCUGCAGAAUUGCCAUCAUGUGGAAAUUUGGUGGCAUCUACCUGGACACAGACUUCAUUGUGCUUAAGAACUUGAAGAAUCUCACCAAUGUGCUCGGUACCCAGUCCAAGUAUGUGCUGAAUGGGGCCUUUCUGUCCUUUAAACCCAAGCACAAGUUCAUGGAGCUUUGCAUGAAGGACUUUGUGGAUAACUACAACAGCUGGAUCUGGGGGCACCAGGGCCCACAGCUCCUAACACGUGUCUUCAAGAAAUGGUGCUCCAUCAGGAGUCUUCGGAGCAGUACGAGCUGCAAAGGAGUGAGCGCUCUGCCCCGUGAGGCUUUUUAUCCCAUUCGGUGGCAGGACUGGAAGAAAUACUUUGAAGUGGUCAGCUCCUCGGAGCUUCACCACCUCUUUAAUAACACUUAUGCAGUGCAUGUAUGGAACAAGAAGAGCCAAGGGACAAGGCUAGAGAUCACAUCCCAGGCUUUGCUGGCUCAGCUGCAUUCCCACUUCUGCCCUGCCACAUACGAUAUCAUGAAGAAGGACUCUGAACGGCAGUGA
Molecule: messenger RNA, 687 nt
Organism: Phaethon lepturus (White-tailed tropicbird)
Lineage: Eukaryota; Metazoa; Chordata; Aves; Phaethontiformes; Phaethontidae
Product: lactosylceramide 4-alpha-galactosyltransferase-like
Exons: 1
Biological process (GO): protein O-linked glycosylation
Molecular function (GO): acetylglucosaminyltransferase activity
Source: RefSeq, a predicted model, not a curated record